AUGGGUCCCUCAGGCUUCAGCAAGAGGACUAUCUCGAGAUGGACAGUAUUCGGUCUUCUCAGACUCGCUUCUGCACUGCGGACAACGCCAGGCUCACCGUGUGAAAGUGCUUGCAGCCCAGCCAAUGCUACACUGCCGUCCGAGAUCGUCUGCUUUGAUAGCGAGUACAACAAUACCGAGGCAGGGAGGAAGUUCGAGGGUUGCAUUGCAUGCCAGCUGCAGAGCACCUUUGUAGACGAUGCGUCAAGACAGUCGGAUGUUGAAUGGGGUCUUUUCAUACUAACCGGGACAGUCAACCUUCGUUUUGCCUUCUCGUCAUGCGUUUAUGGGUAUCCGGAGAAGGUGACCAACAGCUCCAACUCUUGCCCAGUUGCGUGCAAAGACAUCGAAUCAUCAGUCGAAUACCAACUGGACAGCCCCUCUGGCGAGAAUAUCGAGACCUGGUGCGAUACCGCCUCGUUCGCCGAUAACGAGAUCACCGAUUGUAAUGCGUGCUAUAAUCUGACCUCCGAUGAAGUGAGGCCCCAGGUAUACCUGGCCAACUUCCUCGAAUCUCUCCGUUACAACUGCCAUUUCGAAACACCCACUGAAGAAGAAUUCCCCAUCACACCCAGCCGCAUCUUCUCCGAGUCGCUCCUCCCUUCUUCCUCGGCAGACCUCAUCUCCGGCGACGGUGACGGCGACAACUCCAAUCUAGCCCUCAUAAUCGCCAUGCCAAUCCUUGGCUUCGUGAUCCUGCUCUGUAUCCUCGCGCUAGGGUGUUUCUUCUUCAUCCGCUCCCGUCGUAAGAAGGCCCGUCGCCUGCGCCAGCCUGCACACCUUCACGCGCGCUGGAACGACACUGGAAUUAGCACCCCACAAUGGGCAAUGGAGUACCCCGCGCAGGCGCAGGGUAUGUACGGGCCCACUGUGUACUCACCACAACCGCAUCAUGGAUAUGCGCAGUCUCCGGGCUUCGGCUUCGGCUUUAUUGAUAAAGAUGGGCGCUCUCAGGAGGUUGGUUACUCAAAGGUCGUGGAACCGGUUAUUGCGUCCCCGUCGACGGCGUAUUCGCCCGAAGAGAAGGUGCCGCAGGCACAAGUGCAGCCGUAUCAGCAGCAAACGUAUUUUCAGCAGACACCGCCGAAUAAUGGCAAGGGGAGGCAGGAGUAA
Messenger RNA from Aspergillus nidulans FGSC A4, 1152 nucleotides. RefSeq lists its product as uncharacterized. Bases 1 to 1152 code for a protein of 383 amino acids. The record is from RefSeq and is a predicted model, not a curated record. The transcript has 3 exons. Lineage: Eukaryota; Fungi; Ascomycota; Eurotiomycetes; Eurotiales; Aspergillaceae.